Cryptotermes secundus is the source of this 2506-nucleotide messenger RNA. RefSeq names its product opsin, ultraviolet-sensitive. The record is from RefSeq and is a predicted model, not a curated record. The transcript has 9 exons. Gene Ontology annotation, biological process: visual perception; G protein-coupled receptor signaling pathway. Lineage: Eukaryota; Metazoa; Arthropoda; Insecta; Blattodea; Kalotermitidae. Gene Ontology annotation, cellular component: membrane. The coding region runs from base 72 to 1208 and encodes 378 amino acids. Gene Ontology annotation, molecular function: G protein-coupled receptor activity.
AAGAAAGAGCCCACUAGGAAGACCAAGACAUAGUUGGUGAUUCCUGGCCCAGCCCCUCACUGCCCUUCAGGAUGGAGCUCCAAGACAAUUAUGAUUCAAACUACUCCAUCUGGCAACCUCAGGCCAGGGAGGCACCACGAUUAAUGGGGUGGAAUGUGCCUGCUGAUGAGUUGGUCCACAUCCCGUCACACUGGCUGAAAUUCUCUGAGGUGGAUCCUAUGAUGCACUACUCGCUUGGACUCGUGUAUUGUUUCUUCUGGGUUGCUGCUCUUACUGGCAAUGGACUUGUCAUUUGGAUUUUCACUACAACAAAGACACUUCGGACCCCCUCGAACAUGUUUGUGGUAAAUCUGGCAAUACUGGACUUCCUGAUGAUGACCAAGGCACCCAUCUUCAUCUACAAUUCGUUCAAUAAGGGAUUUUCUGCAGGACACUUGGCUUGCCAGAUCUUUGCAUUCAUUGGAUCCUGUUCAGGCAUUGGUGCUGCGCUAACUAAUGCCUGCAUUGCUUAUGACCGAUAUACGACGAUCGCAAGACCAUUUGAUGGCAGAGUGACAAAGGGACGUGCACUUGUCAUGCUGAUAUUUGUGUGGGCAUAUACUUUGCCUUGGGCCAUUAUGCCAUUGUUGGAGGUCUGGGGACGGUUCGUACCAGAGGGCUUCCUAACGAGCUGCUCGUUCGAUUACUUGACGACGACACCUGAGAACCAGUUCUUUGUGGUAACAAUCUUCAUCUUCUCAUAUGCCCUGCCAAUGAGUCUCAUCAUCUAUUUCUACUCACAGAUCGUUAGUCAUGUGGUUAACCAUGAGAAGACGUUGCGAGAGCAGGCUAAGAAGAUGAAUGUUGAGUCGCUGCGCAGCAAUCAGCAGCAGAACCAGAUGACAGAUGAAAUCCGCAUCUCUAAAGCUGCCAUUAGCAUUUGCUUCCUGUUCGUUGCAUCUUGGACACCAUAUGCUGUGAUGGCCCUAAUUGGAGCUUUUGGAAACCAGGAUCUUCUUACGCCUAGCGUCAGUAUGAUCCCAGCAUUAAGUUGCAAAUUUGUUGCCUGCCUAGACCCGUAUGUAUAUGCUAUCAGUCACCCUAGAUACAGGUUGGAGCUACAGAAGAGACUCCCAUGGCUCAAUAUCGAUGAGACCAAGCCACAGGGUGAGACCAGCUCUGUUACCACAACCAACACCAAUAGCAGCACCACUGAAACUCCAAACUAAGCUUCUUUCAACCACCAGGGCUUAUAGCUCAGCAAGAGAAACGUCCAGCUACAGAUCAUUAUAAUCAACUGGUAUUAAGGCCACUGAAAUUUCAACAAGAUAAUUUGACAUUGCCCAUCUUUACCUGUGGUUUCUGUAUACAACCCUUCCAUUGAUUCAUUCUUACACAUCCUUAGCCUUGAGGGGCACUGAAAGAGCAGUAUCACUGAACAUGCAAGCUAGAAAGAAGAAAUGUUCUGCAAAGGCAGCUUGAUAGAAGAAAUGAUGUUAUUAUGUAGGGUAAAAUGUUCCGGAAGGACAGCAUACUAGAAUAUGCAUGUUGCUUGUUAUGGAGGUAUUCAGCAAAGACUGACCAAAGAACAGGUACCUCUGCUUGUCAUUUAUUGAUUCCAUUUUUCAUCUCUAUCUUACUGCUAACAACAGUGACUGCUAUGUAACAACAGAAGAACAAGCCUUUGUCUUACAUAUGUAAGAAUUACUUUUACAUAAAAAUAAAUUAUAAAUCCUGGACUUUAGGAAAGGUACAAAGGAAUUGUAAUUCAAUACUUUAUGAUGGUUAGAGCUUUCCUAAUUAUUUCAAAAUAUUCUCUGUGUUUGCUGGCUUCUAUGAACCAGGAAAUUGCAGAAGAUUGAUUAAAUGGAAGGAAACCCCCAUUUAAGGUUUCUUCUGGGGCCAUCAAACUAAGAAAAAUCUUAAAUGGAAGAAAUAAAAAUGAGAUUAUUGACUUGGAAUCACUGUAAUCAAGUUAUAAAUAAGAGAAACCUGUAAGUCAAGGAACAUUAAAUACAGGUUCCACUGUACAUAAUUGUGAGUCUGGUUUUGUGUUAUUUGAUCUGUUUCAGCCAGGGGUGGAAAUUACUUUUUAAGACUAGAUGGGUAUUCUAGUUCAGAACUAGGUAGAUUAUCCAGUUAGAAACUAUGUAGAUGUUGUAAUUUAGAACUAGAUAGACACUCCAGAUUAACUGCAAAGUCUGGAGGAAUAACCAACAUAUAUUAAAAGAAAAUCAUUACAUUGUAUAUUCUUGAAUAUCUUCCUGUAUGUACCUAUUGAGAAUGAUGCUUAUGAUAUCUUAAGGCACCAGAAAUGGCUUUGUCAAAAUGAAUUGCUCUAGAACUAACUAAAUGAUGUCUACCCCCAUUUCCAGUCCUGACUUUUUCUAUCUACAAGUUACUCUGCAGAGGUAAUAUCCAAAAUGCACCAUGAUUAUUUUAGAAUAUGAUCAUAAUGAAGGGGGGCCCGUGGUAGCAUGGUUGAGGCACCAUGCUACAAGCUGAAAGGACGCGAGUUCGAUUCCCA